Molecule: messenger RNA, 3031 nt
Organism: Anopheles bellator
Lineage: Eukaryota; Metazoa; Arthropoda; Insecta; Diptera; Culicidae
Gene: P5cr-2
Exons: 4
Coding region: 49-864 (271 amino acids)
Biological process (GO): L-proline biosynthetic process
Molecular function (GO): pyrroline-5-carboxylate reductase activity
Source: RefSeq, a predicted model, not a curated record
UCUCAACCACGACCAAUUGCACCGAGCCCGCAGUUUAAGCCGUUUCAGAUGAGUAACCUAUUAAAGUUGGGCUUUCUUGGUGGAGGAAAAAUGGCACAAGCUAUGGCUAGUGGGUUUUUAUCAGCAGGUCUGACGAGAGGAGAAAACAUGACGGCAAGUUUCCAUCCAUCAGAUACAGCCAACAUAGCGGCGUUUAAGACAUUAGGAGCUGAAACGUAUGUGGAAAAUUUGCCGGUUGUGAAAAAGUCGGAGAUCAUAUUCGUUUCUGUCAAACCCUCGGUAGUUUCAGGCGUACUGGACACAGUGCGUCCCGCCAGUUCCGGUAAACUAUUCAUAUCGAUCGCGAUGGGUGUUACGUUGAGUGAACUGGAAAAUUCACUGGCAUCCGAUGCCCGUGUGAUUCGUGUUAUGCCAAACACCCCAGCGUUGGUUCGCGCUGGAGCCUCCGUUUUUGUUCGAGGAUCUGCAGCUACCGAAGAUGAUUGCCGAGUGACGCAGGAUUUGUUUAAGGCCGUGGGUACAUGUGAAGAGGUCACGGAAGCAAUGAUGGAUCCCAUAACAGCUCUUUCCGGAAGUGGUCCGGCAUACGUAUUUGUGAUGAUCGAAGCACUAGCAGACGGGGCAGUGCGCAUGGGGUUACCCCGUGAUUUGGCUUAUCGAUUAGCAUCACAAACAGUCCUGGGAUCAGGCAAGCUAGUCCGCGAGACUGGUCGCCACCCAGGACAGCUGAAGGAUGAUGUUACCAGCCCAGCCGGGUCAACUGCAGCCGGACUUUGUUAUUUAGAACAGAACGCUUUUAGAAAUGCUGUUAGUGGAGCAGUAGAAUCGGCCACUGUAAGAUGUCGUCAAAUUUCUAGCAAAUAACGUUCACCGUUCAUCACCUCCAAGGCGAGCGACAAACACUUUUCGAUAUACUUACCUAUCUUACAAUCGGAGGAUAACAAUCGUCAUCUCAUAAAAUCCCCAAUGUUCGCUCCCCCAAUGUUACUUCCUCUAUAUCCGUUAAGCUAGUAAGCUAAGCAAGUAAGCUUGCAUGUUAGUACUAAUUUCCCCCAGAACGCAUUAAUUAUAAAACAAUUGCUGGCUGUGUGAAGGAAGAGAUUCCACUUUGCUUACCCUAACGCGAAACCAAAUUUUCCGUCAUCACAUCAUUGAGCCCGUCACCCUUUCCCAUAAUUCAUUAUUCAUUGUCGCGAUUGUCACCUUCACCCACGAGAGGGCGCUAAUAAUGCAUCACUGAUGUUUGUUUUCUAAAUAAAAGUCUCGGCGUGAAAAUCUUCCGACGUUGAUGCCUCGGCUUUCCGGUCGGCUAAAAAGGCACGCGCUAUCAACCGAAAAUCAUCUCCUUCUCGCAACCAAACCGUGUAGAAGAAUGAUAAAUUUGCUUCUCCCCCAUGCUUUUGAUUUGCUUUUAUUUUUGUUUUACUUUCCAUGUCACCUUCGCACGUAGCGAGGGCCCUAUCUCUUCUCUGUGGAAAGAAGAUGUUUGACUGCAAGUUCUGAAUGGUUUCUAUUACCGCCAUUGACUGACAAGCUAUAACGACGGCAGGGUUGCAGUGUGAAAGAAUUAAAGAACCCGAAAGCGGGAGUUCCUAAAUUACGGAAGCGCCUUCGUGCACUACGUGCAUUUCACAGUCACAGCAUUCCCUGCUGUCGUUAGAGGUAUCAGCCGACGGCCGCCCUCGUAUGACACACCAAAAUGCGACGAUGGAAGAACCACAGUGGCAAGGCCAGUCAAAGAUAUGUGGCACACAUCUAAUUUACGAUAUGGAUACCGCAUGGAAAUCGUCUGAUCGUAGUAAAUUAGUGGGAUCUCCGCUACUUCUACUUCUAGUUUCCCUGAAAACGGCAGUCAUGCGGAUGCCGACACCAAUCAUAGUCAUGCUAGACCGUGACAGGUUAUUGCGGCGUUGUUUAAAUCUUACCAAGCCACAAUGUCAAGCACGGCCCGAACUGGCGUUAGCUCCACCAGCCCAGGGAAAUAUUUACUGCCUAAUUUGUGUGACAUUGAUGGCGUAAUGGCUUAGUGACAAAAAGAGUUAAUACCAACACACUAGUUUAGGGACCGAGCGACAUCGAACGGAUAACAAUUGGCACUUUAGUAGCGAACGUAUUAAAUUUGCACCAUUUUUUCCCUUUUUCCGUUUUUUGCAUUACUGGGCAAAUGAUAAAAACGAGAAAUAGUUUUGCUGGUAGUCACGCAUGCAAAAGUUACAUGCGCUGUUUUUCUGAGCAUUUGGCAUUGCCUAUUUCUCUUUUCAUCCGGCUAAAACGGCGGAGCGGUCUUGAUCUGCAUCAGAGACAAUAUAAAUCUCUGUUGCUUUCUGCAACAUUGCGUUUUCACCGACUGAGUUGUUGGCCCCGCAUUUUUAAAGCACAAUGUACAUUGAGUACAUUUUACAUGGUACAUCAUUUUGUACAUUGAGGUUAUCAUUGAAAUAACAGGAUCAAUGCUAUCACUACCAAUGGGUCAAUUGACCUCAAGUACACAAGUACAUAAAAAUUACAAGCUUUCACGAUCUAGUUUUUCACGGACACGUUUCCUAAUGACUUGUCCAACAAUUUCAUCCUGAUAUUGGCAUUAAAGAUACAUAAUGUUUAAUCACAGCACCGUUAAUCAAUAAUCAAAUAGUUUGUCAAUUGUAGUCAUUUAAUGAAAAAACCUGAUGCUUUUUGUUAAACUAUGUCUUCUUCAAAUCCAUAACACAUACCUGCAGCUUUACUAAAUUGGGAUGUUCAUUUGAGAGUUUGGCCAGCGCUUGAAAAUCCGAUUUGGCAGCGGCGAUUAACCAUUCCUUGGCCUUUGGAUGCUGGAGCUACGAGAACAGUACACAUUAAACUAAUAGUAGGAAGGUUGAAGCGGAAAUACUUGAAUGUCUCUACCUACCACAUUUUCGGAAUUCAUUAUCUCAUCUGAAGCCUGAAACGGAAAAUAAAUGGUACAUAAUAUUUAGUCACAUCACUAAGUAUUUCGAAUUCAACAACAUGUAAUAAACAGAACUCCAAUAAAUGAGUUUAACUUGUAAAAACA